GUGAUCAUUUCUAAAAGGAGGAUUGUCGCUCGUUGAAGACUGUCUGAAAAAGGGUAUAUUCAGUUCUUUACCCACCUGUUGGGGCGGUGAGGGUAAGUAGCCGGAUAUGUAUGAAGACAUGUUCUCAAAAAAGGGAAAAUUCAAAAGUCCAUGACUGUCCCAACUUACAAAGAUAAGGUUCAGUAAUAGAUAGUGGUGGUUAUAGAUACUCGUUAGGUCCUGGGAACAGUUUCUGUGCGCAUGGCAAUCCGGAUUGAUCAUUCUGAUGGUCUCGAUCUAGCGUCACUUCAAAGACGCGAGGGUUUGAUGAGUUGUCAAACACUUUGCGACAAAACUCACUGAUCAAGGUAAUCCUUAGCCUCUGUUCAUGAUGGACUCGACAAUUUCCGUGAGCCAUAGCAGGAAAGACGAAGUGGUAAAGGUAAUCUGUGAGUGAAAAGCAUGAACACUCGUCCGAAAUGUGAAGCCGCAAACAUUACGAUCAAUACUUUGCCUUCCGACAGAAGCCUGAACAACCAGUUUCGAGAGAAUGGCUAUCGAGGCACUACGCUUCUCUCUCUCUCGCAAAACAUAAAAACGGCUCUAAAUUUAACGCCAAUGUCGAGACGCUUCGCUUAUUCGGGUUUCACCCUUCCCAGCCGUGACCGUGACUGGGAUGGGUACCAAUCCUCUCCUGACCCGUACUACAGAAACACCAGGGCCGAGUCCUCAUAUAGCCCUACCCGACGGACAGUAGGCUACCGUCAAUCCUCGAGUGCCUUCUAUUCUCAGGAACCGAGACGUCCCGCUGAUGGGACCCACGGCCAAUCAUCCUUCAUCGACAGUCCUACAAGACCGCGCGGCUCAAGGAGAAUCCUCGACGACUCGGAUUAUGAUGCCGACUAUUCCGACCAGUGGAGCGGCAGUGCUGCAAGGGGUCCUGCGCGAUUCGGCGGCUAUGGCUUCAACGCAACGCUGCGAGGAUCGAAUCUACACGGUCGUUCUAGGGUCCAAACACCGCCGGCAUCAUUCACAUAUGACAACUCGGAGGCUCGCCGCUCAGAAAGCGGUUCCGAUUAUAGCGGCGACGUGAUAUAUGCCCGCCGCGGGCGCAGUCCGGUUCGUAGGGGGUAUUCGCCUUCACCAACUCGAACGCAGGGAUCGUUCUGGAGCAGUCCGGGUCGCGAUCGGGGAUGGAGUCGGUCAGCUCGGGUGUUUAGACCGCCGUCUCCUGUCCGGAGGAGCUGGAUAUCGUCGGAUCCCCCGCGCCAACAGAACAAUACAUCCGGCCGUCGGUCGUACAUAUACGAUGACAGUCUUGGAGGUAGACGCAGUGGGACUUGGAGUGGCUCUAGUCCCUCCCCACCGCGGAGAAACACAGGCACGAACCAGGGUAAUCUUCGGUUCACUAGUUACGCGAGCGAGGAUAGUCCGAUUCGGUCGCCACGAUCACCAGAUUCUCAGACUGCAAAUGGGUGGUCGGACUAUUUUCAGCCGACAGAGUCGAGUCGGUACCGCGGGUACUGGUGA
Messenger RNA from Neurospora hispaniola, 1509 nucleotides. RefSeq lists its product as uncharacterized. Lineage: Eukaryota; Fungi; Ascomycota; Sordariomycetes; Sordariales; Sordariaceae. The record is from RefSeq and is a predicted model, not a curated record. The transcript is spliced from 2 exons. Bases 442 to 1509 code for a protein of 355 amino acids.